Messenger RNA from Saprolegnia parasitica CBS 223.65, 360 nucleotides. RefSeq lists its product as hypothetical. Lineage: Eukaryota; Oomycota; Saprolegniomycetes; Saprolegniales; Saprolegniaceae. The transcript has a single exon. The record is from RefSeq and is a predicted model, not a curated record. The coding region runs from base 1 to 360 and encodes 119 amino acids.
AUGACAACGGUCUCGAAGCGCGUCUCCGAGGUCGAGGAUAUGGACCAGACACGCAAACUGACGCCGUAUGCCGCCAAGGAGUACGCGGACCAGAAGAAGAAAGCGUUACAACAUCUCGCGGUCGAGCAGCGGCCUGUAUUACGUCAGCUGCAUAUGCCGUGCCGUCAUUUGAUCCGCGUGCUCGCAUUUCUCGACCUCCGUGAUCGCAUCAUAGAUUGCUUCCACCCGAUGUUUCUCUUCGAGAACUACAAGAAAGCAGUCGCCGAAGUCUCGUACAAGCUGCCGCUCUUUGACCGAGCCGUCCCGAACCGCGCCGUCUUGGCGCCGCCAGGGCAGACCACGUUAAAGGCGCAUUGCUAG